Gorilla gorilla gorilla (western lowland gorilla) is the source of this 3785-nucleotide messenger RNA. RefSeq names its product NDRG family member 4 (gene NDRG4). The record is from RefSeq and is a predicted model, not a curated record. NCBI's taxonomy places the organism in Eukaryota, Metazoa, Chordata, Mammalia, Primates, Hominidae. The transcript has 16 exons. The coding region runs from base 563 to 1738 and encodes 391 amino acids.
CGCCCAACCCAGCCCAGCCCCGAGCACGACCCCAGCCCCACGCACGACCCUAGCCCCGCGAGUCUCGCACCGACUCGCUCCAGCCACAUUUCGCCUCCGCGGGGGCGGCGCCCCCUCCUCCCCGCGGCUCCCGCUCUCCUUCCUCGCCUUCCCGGCCGCGCUGGGGACCCCCAGCCGCCGUCCGCGCCCCCCCCCACCGCGACGCCCGGAGGCGGCGGGGUCUCUUUGUUCGGGCGGCGGGCACGGGGGACCGCCUCCCACGGUGUCACCGCACCCACCCCUCGCCCUUCCUCCGCCUCCUGGAGUUCACCCGGACCAGGUGGCGGCGGGUGCCUUUUUGGGGGUGCGCGGCCAUGCAAUUGGUGGAUUUUUUUAAACCGUUUUGGAGGGGGGAGCGCGGCGUUGGGGGCGGGAGAGCGCUCCUGGCUGUGAGCUGCUCCUCCCGCUUCGCUCCGCGCUCUCCUGCCGCUCCGCUCCGGGUCUCCCGCGCUCCUCUCCCCGGCUCGGCCGAGCGGGCUGCCCCGACGCCGCCACCCAGAGCCGGGCCGCGCCGGGCGCCGAGAUGAAGGUGCUGGGACACCGGCUGGAGCUGCUCACAGGCCUCCUGCUCCACGACGUGACCAUGGCCGGGCUGCAGGAGCUGCGAUUCCCUGAGGAGAAGCCGCUGCUCCGGGGCCAGGACGCCACCGAGCUGGAGAGCUCCGAUGCCUUCCUCUUGGCUGCAGACACAGACUGGAAGGAACAUGACAUCGAGACACCCUACGGCCUUCUGCAUGUAGUGAUCCGGGGCUCCCCCAAGGGGAACCGCCCAGCCAUCCUCACCUACCAUGAUGUGGGCCUCAACCACAAACUAUGCUUCAACACCUUCUUCAACUUCGAGGACAUGCAGGAGAUCACCAAGCACUUUGUGGUGUGUCACGUGGAUGCCCCUGGACAACAGGUGGGGGCGUCGCAGUUUCCUCAGGGGUACCAGUUCCCCUCCAUGGAGCAGCUGGCUGCCAUGCUCCCCAGCGUGGUGCAGCAUUUCGGGUUCAAGUAUGUGAUUGGCAUCGGAGUGGGCGCCGGAGCCUAUGUGCUGGCCAAGUUUGCACUCAUCUUCCCCGACCUGGUGGAGGGGCUGGUGCUGGUGAACAUCGACCCCAAUGGCAAAGGCUGGAUAGACUGGGCUGCCACCAAGCUCUCCGGCCUAACUAGCACUUUACCUGACACGGUGCUCUCCCACCUCUUCAGCCAGGAGGAGCUGGUGAACAACACAGAGUUGGUGCAGAGCUACCGGCAGCAGAUUGGGAACGUGGUGAACCAGGCCAACCUGCAGCUCUUCUGGAACAUGUACAACAGCCGCAGAGACCUGGACAUUAACCGGCCUGGAACGGUGCCCAAUGCCAAGACGCUCCGCUGCCCCGUGAUGCUGGUGGUUGGGGAUAAUGCACCCGCUGAGGACGGGGUGGUGGAGUGCAACUCCAAACUGGACCCCACCACUACGACCUUCCUGAAGAUGGCAGACUCUGGAGGGCUGCCCCAGGUCACACAGCCAGGGAAGCUGACUGAAGCCUUCAAAUACUUCCUGCAAGGCAUGGGCUACAUGCCCUCGGCCAGCAUGACCCGCCUGGCGCGCUCCCGUACGGCAUCCCUCACCAGUGCCAGCUCGGUGGAUGGCAGCCGCCCACAGGCCUGCACCCACUCGGAGAGCAGCGAGGGGCUGGGCCAGGUCAACCACACCAUGGAGGUGUCCUGUUGAAGCCCUUGAUCCCGCUGACGACGCCCACGUUGAGGCCCCACCGCCAUCCUUGCGCCGGCUCAUGUUCCCUUUAGUUUAUUUUUGUGAGGGCGAAGGGGAGGAAAUGGGGUUCUGUUUGAAAAAAAUGAGGGGAUCUUAGAUGCUGCAGCAGAACAGUCUCCAGGUGUUUUAAGGGGCUCAGUCCUCCUCAUCCCAUCUCACUCUCCGUGGUAACUUAGCCAACUUGAUCCCUCUCAUCCCACUUCCUGCGGCCCAGGCACAGGAGGGCAGGGCCAUAGGGAGGGAGAUUCGCUACGGAUCCAGGCCAUUCCUGGGUGAGCCCUUGGGCAGGCAUGUUUGGAGAUGAGAGAGGCUUCGAGAGGGUGGGUGCUGGGCCCACAGGGGUGCGGGGCCAGCUCAGGCACUGGCAUGGGAGCCCUGGGAGACCCCUUCCCCCACCCUCCACCAAGCACACCUGUUUCUGUCUCAUAGCACAUGUGACAAUCAUCUGGACAACAGCCACAAGGGGGCGCUCGGACCAGGCAGCCACUUUCCUGGUGCUCUCUGGGCCCAGCUGGUGCUGUAGGGCCACGCAGGCAGGGGCGUCAAGGGGUUUCUCUGCCCAAGGAAGACAGAACAUGGAGAACCAUCAGGGCAGGAACCCCACAGACUGUCCCUUCCAGCCCACACUCUGCCACCUCCUGGCCCUGUCCCAUUUCUGAGCCAAGGCCUCCCCGAGGCAGAAGUUGCCUGGUCCUCUGUCCCCACAGUGACCUGACUGGGGGUGAGGGAGAAGGAGGAGAGAGCCCAUGUGUGGUGUGUGUGCCCCUGAGAACUUCGUGGUGACUGCCUUUGGGAGCCCGCAGGUGGCCAGAGGCAGGGGUAGCUGAGUUCCUGGAGACCCCUUUUUUGCCCCCAGGUUCCCCAGAGGGCAACGCCAUCAGUAGCAGUGUGGUGUUUCAGGCAGAGCUCUGGCCAGGCUGUGCCAGUGUGUCCCGGAAGCAUCACUAAGGAAGAGAGAGUUUAUUUAGUCAACUGGCCCAAGGCAGCGAGGCUUCUACAAGUCCUACACCCCAUAGCCGCCUGGGCUGGGGCUUACUGGGGGCUGAAGGUUCUGGACAUGAACAAGGGUCAGGUAGAGGAGAAAGGCUUCCCCUACACCCCAGCCUCCUGCUGUCCCCUGAAGCCCAGGACUGCGUUGUAUGCUUUCCAUCCACUCACCUUACCCCAUAGCCUCUUGCGGCCCAGAAGCCAGAGCCAUUUGUCUCGGACCCUAAAUCAAUGAUCACAAACCCCAAAACGGGAGAGAGCAGUGAAAACAUGCAGGGCUGUGGACGGGGGAAGGGUUGUGGCGGGUGUUCUGAGGCUGAGAGGACACCUAUAUGCGUAUUUCCUCUACACACAUCACCCCCCUUCUAGAAUCUUAAGCCAUGACUAGCCUGGUGGCGUGUUAGUUUCUGCCCAGUUCUACCCCCUCAUGUGCUUCUUCUGAAUACUGAAUGUGACUGUUUGAAAGCUGGUAGAAUUCAUCCCUCUUACUGUAGAUAGCACUGCAAAUCUUGGAAUUUUGUUUUUUGCUGUUUCCAGAUGUAUCUAUAAAUAUCUAUACAUUAUAUAUGUGUGUGUGUGUGUGUGUGUGUGUGUACAUCGGGUCCUCCCAUGUGUGGUGUUCUUCUGGAGGUUGUCUCUUUGGUCAAGGUGAACUUUUAACGUUUAUUAUUUUCUUCUCCGCACAAAGUAAAGAGCCUAAUUUUGUGUAUUCUGGUGGCUGCUGUCAUGAGAUGAUAAAAUGUAAAACAAAACUCUAGUCAACGUAGAAAGAGUUAACUGUGCUGAAAAACUAAUAAAGAACCUAAGAAGAAUUCCAGUGUGGUGAUGCCAUGCCCAUCAUGGGAGGCUUUUGGAGAAACAGAAUGUUUGGGCAGGGGCUGCUGGUGCUGCUUGGGUUUUGGGUUGAGGGUGCUAGGAGAGGAUGGUCUCCACCCAUCUUUCUAUUUCCAGUACACGUCACAUUAUUUUACCAGUGAGAUGAGAAUGUGACAAACAUUAAAAGCCUUAUAUGUGCUCA